CGCACGCCUCGAUUCAGUAGCCCUCCAGAAACGCCGAGCCGUGGAAGAGCGCCGAGUUCGAACGGGUUUCGAUUAGUUCGAAAAUAUAAUUACAUAUAUAGACAUACAUAUAGUUAAAUAUAUAAUAACUGGAUAUCAUGUCCGCGCCCACGCUGAAUCUGGCCGCCAUUGUCAAGGAGGCAAAGGACGAGGAGAUCCAAGUGCCCAAAUCGAACGAUUUCUUCGAGUCGAAAACCUUCCGCCUGCUCACCCUGGUGCUCUAUAUGGGCGGUGUCAGCGGCAUGGGUCUAACCCUGGCCAUGUACUAUCUGUUCAUCUGGGACUCGCGUAUGCCGCCGCUGCCCAUCUUCAAGCAUACGCAUCCCAUUGGCUAGACGGAGGACACAUGGACGACGGCAUCAAACACCAAACUCUACUCUCUUCCUCUUUAAUUUUUUUCUUUUUUGG
Molecule: messenger RNA, 447 nt
Organism: Drosophila mojavensis
Lineage: Eukaryota; Metazoa; Arthropoda; Insecta; Diptera; Drosophilidae
Exons: 1
Coding region: 138-374 (78 amino acids)
Source: RefSeq, a predicted model, not a curated record